ACGCGUAUUAAAUAACUUACGCAUUUUCCGUUCAGCUCUUAGCGAUUUUUUCGAAAACGGCGUUAGUUAGCAACAUCGUGAAAGUUACGUUGGAUUCUAUAACCUUUCUUCUACGCCUCUCUUGUAACAGAUUUUUGAUAUUUUUUAAAUGUUAAUAAUUACGGCACCUGAAAAUACUGAAAAUAUCAUGCAUUUCUACAAUUAUUUAUGCAAAAUUCGAGUAUUAUAUAAAAAAUCUGUUACAAGAGAGGCAUAGAUGGGUCCUUUAUCUUUACAUCGGUACCUAACAUCAAAGGAUAGAAUCCAAUUUACUCAAAAUUUUAUACUAAGUCCCACACCUCUACAACGCUACUCGACUCGUAUAACAUCUGGCGAAGCUACAUAUUCUUUAUUAAAGAGGCGCGACUUAAUGUUUAGUGUGAGUAUUCAGGACCGGAGUCAGUUGUGCUGUAGCCUUUACUGUAUGGUGCUUUUAAAAAUAUAAUUUUUAUCACCUUUUGUGAAUUGUGAGCGUCGGAAUAUAUACAGAGCAUUAGAUAUAUGAUAUAUACUGAGCGAAUUUUUACGCGGAAAAACAGGAGUGUUAUUGUGUCAACAGUUUGUUUCUUAUCGGGUGGAUAACUUUUAGUGGAAUUACACAUGGAAGCUAACUACAGAAGAGGAGCGAAGAGAAGGUUGCGGUUAUCUAUUCGCAGGAAGAAAUCCAAUAAUAUCUAUAAAUACAAUGCGGCUCGUGCUGUUGGGCUUCCUUGUUCGACCAAAAAUAUUUUGCCAACAUCUAGAACUACGGAAAAGGAAAGUAUUCUGCCAAAUGUAGAAAUCAUUGCCAAUAUUACCGAAUCUUCACCUGAAUCCCCAGAGAUAGAAAAAAGGAAAACGGUAGAGAACAAUGAUGACCGUCUUGACGUAUGCCAAGUGACGAAUGGUGCUCACAUUGAACACUUGUAGGCUAUUAUGUAAAACUGUUUGAGUUUCUCUUUCAUUUGAACAUUUGACAAUUGUGGCUGUAAGUUUGAUGUAUUAAAUAUUAUAACAUGUUAAAACCCCUCUAUUCAUUUUGAAACACGCUGUAUAUAAAAAUAUUCCAUUUUUUUUCCUUACUGCUGUGAAUGAGUCGUGUACCUUAUGACUAUAAGAAUUAAACCAUUGUACAUAAUAAAUAAAUAUUUUUAACAUAAGGUAUUUUUGUGUUGCUUAAAGCUAAUUUGAAAAUUCCCGAAAGAUUCCCUUAUUUAUGCGUACAAAGGAAAAUAAGUUGAGGCAUUUAAUAUUCUUAUAAAUAAGAAACUUAGCCUUUGAGUAGUCUGCGCAGUGCGCAUGCACACACCUAAUGUUUACAAUAUGCGAUAUGUUUGCCUUUACUAGAAGAAUCUUCGGUUAAAAUUUCCAAAAAAUAUCUAUAAAUCUGAUUUUUACAAUAUACGAUAUGGUUCCAUUUUUUUUUGUAAUGCGUUAACAGGACAUGCCCAACACUGCUUCCGAAGUAUAACGAUAGGUAAUAAUUUUUUGAAUUGUUUAGAGGCAUUGUAGAAUGCGUCUAUAUAAGUAAGUGGUGAAAGCUUUGUACAGGCUAUACUGUGAGUAAUUUCAAAAAGGUUUUUGAAUUUAAUUAAAUCCCUUUUUCAGUACUCAUAACUCAUAACUUUUAUUGUUUCCUGUUGACAAUAUAAUAUUGUAUUAGGACAUGUCACAAAAUGAAGAAAAAAGAAAGAAAAAGGGAAAGAAAACAUUGACAAAAACGAUGAAGUACCGAAAUAUAUUAUCGUGUAAUGGAUUCUUAAUUAUAAAUUGUAUACUGCGUCGCGCAAGGCACUAUCCGGUAUGGUAUAGCAGUGCAAAUUUGAAAGUACGCGUACCUUACGAAUAAGUUCAAAUACGUUCCUUUCAAAUCGGUCAGAAAAUACUGCAGUAGGGAUAUGCUAAUGCCCGCCUCCGACUGCGAUCCUCUCCACCCGACCGCGGAGCGCUUCCCUAGCCGUAUG
This is a messenger RNA of Photinus pyralis (common eastern firefly), 1982 nucleotides long. RefSeq lists its product as uncharacterized. Bases 640 to 948 code for a protein of 102 amino acids. Lineage: Eukaryota; Metazoa; Arthropoda; Insecta; Coleoptera; Lampyridae. The transcript has 4 exons. The record is from RefSeq and is a predicted model, not a curated record.